UUUGCAUUUGUCUGAAUUUGAAGUAACACUGUAAUCUAUCAUUUCAGCCCUCUUAUUCUUUCGCGGUUUUUCUUUCUCUCUAACUACCAGGCUUCUUUAGGCUCGUCCUCUUUUUUUUCUUUUCGAGAAAAAAAAAAACCAAAACAAACAAUGGACGCAUCAUGUUUUUUAUUUUCCAGCAACAAACGUAGUAGAUCCGAAUCUUCUUCUACUGUGUGGAUCGAUAAAUACGAACCUAAAUCAGAAGCUGACAUUGGUGUUCGAAACGAUAAAAUUAAAGAAGUGAGGAAAGCCAUUGAACAAUCCGCCAUUUAUAACGACAUGAUUAAACUCUUGAUCCUGACAGGACCAACUGGAUCCGGAAAAAGUGCACUGAUCAAGUUACUGAGUCGAUCGUAUGGAUUUGAAAUAACUGAAUGGGAGACUCCAUUGAGAAGCUGGUCAGCUAAUUUCGGUCAUAUGGAAUCAUUUCGACGAUUUAUGGAUAAAGCCAUUUCUUUUAAUACACUUGAAAGCGUGGAUCGACCUAACAACGGCAAGAUCAUUUUGAUGGACGAUAUACCGGAUUUAACCACCUUUAAAGUCAAGCAAGAAUUUUAUUCCAUCAUCCAAACCUGUCUGGACUCGAGUAAAAAGUUUUUGAUGGUUAUCAUUGCCUCGGAUUCCUAUGCAAACUCAGAUGACACCCACAUGCAAAAUCAAGCAAGAAUCAUUGCCCCUGAUUCAUUAAAAAUUGAUCCUCGCGUCGAAUUCAUUGAGUUUAGACCGAUUAUUAAAGCCAGCAUGAAAAAGAUAUUGAAGAAUAUCUUACAAUGCGAGAAAUUGUGUGUGAGUGAUAGGAAACUAGAAGAAAUCAUCGAUGUCAGUAACGGUGAUAUUCGGUCUGCUAUCAAUUCUUUACAGUUCAUGUCUUGUAUACCCAUCAUGCCGCCGAAAAAGUUCAGACGUACCCAAGUUGUCGAUUUUGACAACCAUAUUGGAAAUCUUUCAUUAUUUCACGCCAUUGGAAAAGUGAUUUAUGCAAAACAUAACGAAGAUGGCACCUUUGAAUCCAAACCAGACCACAUCAUGAAUAAAUUGCCAAUAGCCAACGAUUAUUUUGUGGAUUACAUCCAUCAAAAUAGUGCGGGAUUUUAUCACGACAUUGAUGAUAUUUCAAACGCGUUUGAUGAUCUUGCAUUUGGUGAUACACUACGUUAUGACUCCGAUUGGAUCAACGAGCAAGCCAGCUACUAUCGAUGCAUCAUCUCCAUCAAUGGUAUCAUGAAGUACAGAAAAGGUGCUGUCAAGGGUGCUUUUAAAGAAUUGGCGGGUACCAUAUUUGGAAAAAUGGCCUAUGAAAAGCGAAAGGAAUCUCAAAAAGGUACUUGAUAUAUAUAUAUUUAAAACCUUUUUCAUAUGUUGAAAACGACACUCUAUUGUUAGAUCUCCACAAAUUAUGGAUGGAUUCGGUAGAUUUGAGAAGAUCUUAUAUGGUGGAGGAAGAUAUGG
This is a messenger RNA of Mucor mucedo, 1491 nucleotides long. RefSeq names its product Rad17 cell cycle checkpoint protein-domain-containing protein. The transcript has 7 exons. The coding region runs from base 151 to 1371 and encodes 406 amino acids. NCBI's taxonomy places the organism in Eukaryota, Fungi, Mucoromycota, Mucoromycetes, Mucorales, Mucoraceae. The record is from RefSeq and is a predicted model, not a curated record. Gene Ontology annotation, biological process: DNA damage checkpoint signaling; mitotic DNA replication checkpoint signaling; DNA repair. Gene Ontology annotation, molecular function: chromatin binding.